This is a messenger RNA of Anguilla rostrata (American eel), 4778 nucleotides long. It is a transcript of the gene vash1, whose product is annotated as vasohibin 1. The transcript has 7 exons. The record is from RefSeq and is a predicted model, not a curated record. Bases 1032 to 2078 code for a protein of 348 amino acids. Gene Ontology annotation, cellular component: cytoplasm. Gene Ontology annotation, biological process: regulation of angiogenesis. NCBI's taxonomy places the organism in Eukaryota, Metazoa, Chordata, Actinopteri, Anguilliformes, Anguillidae.
UUGAGCAUGCGCGUCAAACAAGGGAUCUGGGAGUGUCUGAGCAGUGCACAAUGUAACAGGCAUGCGAUCGGCGUCUACAAGGUUUCGUGGGACCGGGAAAUAUAUUGAAUUGACGGCUGAAAACCGUUAUGAAGGAUAGAAGAGAGCGGAAUUUUGAUCCUGGUCAGGCCAAGAGCCAAGGAAUUGUGGCCAUUUUCGUUAUCUUCAGCAGCAUUUUGGAUGUAGUCUUGGUUGACCUCUGGUUUCAACGCAAGUGAUCUAUGGCUAAUAGUUUUUGUCUUUUGCCGAUUUCCGUUUUUGCAAUAUACUGCGGUGUAAGAUGCAUGAGUAGCAGUUUUGAUUCCUUUAUUAAUUUGUUUACAGUGCAUGCUUAAAACGUAACUGUUCGCUCACCAGUUCGCUGGCUACGGUUCAAGUACAGUUUUUAUACUUAUCUACAGUAUCGCCACAUUGUCUUAAUUUCACAAAGAGAGAAUUUAUAAUGGACACAUACUAGUUAAGAAUAUUAUGAUUGUUUAUGAACAAAACUUGUAUUUAUUUAAUAACAAACCGCUGCCAGUUUUUCCCUUUCAGACAGCAUUAUGGCUUGUUAUUUUUGAAGUUGUCUUUGUAUUGCCUUACUAAUUAGUGGCUUUAAAUUAUUUUGAAGACAACCUGAAGUUGAGGUAUACAGAGGAACUGCAUUUAUGACGGGGUAGUGGUUGAUUACCAAGUCGGCAAACGGCAAACCUUAUAAUAUCAAAUGAACAUCUGACAUAUCGCUGUUUUAAAUAUAUAUAUGGAAUGUAUUGCUGAAAAUAUUCUCAGGUAAUUGGAAUAGCAUUUUUCAUAUGGUUUUAUCAAAACUUUAUAUUGCCACUUUUGUGCUUGAGUCAAUGUGUUGGGAUGUUUGAUUAUUGUUUUUGAUUUUUUUUCUAACUGUUGUCAGUGUCAUGAGUUGGUCAGUGUAUCCUCACCUGUUGCUGGAGUAAGUGAGGGUUGUGACAGAUUUAAAAACAGGAAGAGGUAGGGAGCGUGGACGAGUCCUCACAAUGUCAGGGGACAGGACUGCGGGUGCUGGCGGGGUGCUGCGGAGGACAACGGGGUGUGAGGGGGUGGAGCAGAGGGAGGAGGAGCAGGAGGAUGAGGGGGAUGAAGAUAUGCGGGAUGGUGGGGUGCCCUUCUUUGUGAACCGGGGUGGCCUGCCAGUGAACGAGGACACGUGGGAGCGGAUGUGGCGGCAUGUGGCCCGAAUCCACCCUGAUGGCGAGGCUGUAGGGCAGAGGAUCAGGGGAGUUAGCGAUCUGCCUAAGAUUCCGAUACCAAGUGUGCCUACGUACCAGCCAGCCACCACCGUCCCACACCGCCUGGAAGCCAUACAGAGAUACAUCAGGGAUUUGCAGUACAAUCACACUGGAACACAGUUUUUCGAAAUCAAGAAGAGCAGGCCUCUUACUGCGUUGAUGGACAUCGCUAAGGAAAUGAUCCGUGAGUCUCUACCAAUCAAAUGUCUGGAGGCAGUGAUCCUGGGAAUUUACCUCACCAACAGCAUGCCAGGUGUGGAGCGCUUUCCGCUCAGCUUUAAGACGCAGUUCUCAGGGAAUCACUUCCGGCACAUAGUGUUAGGGGUGCACAGCGGGGGUCGCUUCGGAGCUCUGGGCAUCAGCCGGAGGGAGGACCUCAUGUUCAAGCCGCUGGAGUUCCGCACGCUGGCCGACCUCGUACAGGAGUUCGAGGGCGCCUACCGCGGCUACUGGCACACCUUGCGCAAGGUGAAGAUUGGCCAGUACGUGUCUCAUGACCCCCACAGCGUGGAGCAGAUCGUUUGGAAGCACUCUAUCCUUGACGUGGACAAGCUCUCCAAGGAGGAGCUUCGUCGGGAGCUUGAGAGGCACACUCGCGACAUGCGGCUCAAGAUUGGGAAGGGCGCACCUCCCUCCCCUACCAAAGACAGGAAGAAAGACUUUGGGUCCCCCCAUCGCGUCCCGGCCAGCCCUUUGCGCAGGAACAGCCGCAGCGAGAGACGACCUUCAGGGGACAAGAAGGUGCUGGAGCCAAAACCCCCGGGGGACAUGAAUGGGUACCAGAUCAGGGUGUGAGGAAGGUCAUCCAGGGCACCAGGAGGAGCUGUGUUAAAUUAAGACCAGUGGACAACUGCAGCAGGCUCUGUGUGGAGAGCAAACCAUAAGGUGGUUUUGGUCAUAACUCUUGGUGGUGAUGGAAACCUUUGUCUCAAAAAAAGAUGAAGACAAGCCUGUUUCUUAAUUGAUUCAUUAUAACGAAGAACAUGCUAUAAAUGACAAUGUGGGGCCUUGUUAAUUAGGAGUGGCAAACACCAGUGCAAUUUGUAAAUCAACGGAACUAAACAGGGACAGUAAUGAGAACAUGGACACAGGGUUUUUUUUUCGUCACUCGUGUCCAAUUAACAAAUCAGCGACUCCACAAUGAUGGAAUUUGAACGUAAUUUCAUUGAUAGAUGUGUGUAAAUACAAAUAACCCAUAGCCUGUUGGACAGUAAUCAAGCUUUUGUAGUAGAUAGUUUGCAAACCAAGCAUCUGGUGCCUUUCAUGUAAGAUUUAAUAGGUAAUGUAUAAUUCAUAAACCCCAGAACCAGGACCGUGAGACAUGCACUCUGCGAGGUAAGCAGAGGGAAAACCCUGGCUAAGUGCUCUAGCAGGUGAGACGUGGCAGCAGUAGCACACAUGCAAACACACUCACAGUUGCCCUGUAUAAUUUGUUAGGCGGGCUAAAAGCCACUGUCAAGUUGUGCUUUUGCCACAGAAUCCCAAAAUAAAAUAAAUGCAACUGCCAAGUCCAAUAUACAUAGACUAAAUCUUUAAAGUCUCCAACUUCCACCGUCCUCUCCCUCCAUGAACUUUAUAGAUGUGAUAAUUAGAUAAACAUGCAUUCAGACUUGCAGCUUAUCUUAGUAUGUGUGACUGUUCAAUCUAGUGUGCCAUCUUACUGCUGUUGGCUAACUACCUGUGACUGACUGCGGAGGACACAUCCAUUUGAAUUUUACAGUUGGCCAAACCAUGAAACUAAGAGCACCUAUUGAUGCUCAGAAAGAAAAAUGUUGUUUGUAACGUGGUCCCUGGAGUAAAAUGGUAUCUUGUUACCUUGAAAAAAACAAACUUUCCCAACCAUGUUUACACCAAGAUCGCUCAUACCUACUGAAAGAGGGAGCAGCUAAUUUUAGUAUCGUCAGUUGUUUCAGGUAUACAGUUACCCGAGUUGUAGCUAGGUAAGAGAAGGGGGAUACACAGUAGAAUGUCUAGCAAAAUUACUUUUGGUGUCAUAGGAAAGGACUGUGGUUAGAACAACAGUACAUUGUUAUCUUUAUGGGUGACUUCAGGAAGUGAUUAUACACUUAUAAGUGUUUGCUAGGGUUAUUUGAAGUCUUAAUGAGGUCUAGGUGCAAAAAAGUGGUCUGUUUACAGUAUUCAUGUCAGUAUUUUUUAUAUACACUGUACAGGGGCAUUGCUGCCAUUUUACACGUAUCACUGUUGUAAUCACUCAUAGAGUACUUCCACAGUUUUAAUGGAGAAAUAGUCUAACCAUGCUGGUGAGGAACUCAGUGCUCGGAAGGCUUUGUGUGUACUGGUUUUUGCUCCAACUUGUGUUUGUAAUAAUAUAUAUAAUUUCACUCAUUCACCUUUCUUACAUUUCUCCUUGAUAACUGCUGAUAACUUGUACUACAUAAUUCACUAGACACAUUUGAUAGUGUUGGAUGCACUGGCAAAAACACAAUGAAUGAAUUAAAUAAUUUUAGUUGAUUUAGAUUGAUGGUAGACCUAACACAAUACCAGGCCUAGCAAUAGAGGAAGGAGGAUAUUCAUCCUAAACCUACGAUGUGCGUGCAAUAAGGUGUAUCUGGAGAAAGCAUUAAUUCAGAAAAUUUCCCCUUUCAGCAACUUCUUAACCUCUGGAGGAAAAAAUUAACAGGAAUUUUGCUGUCAAAGGGAAGAUGUUCUUGGCUCCAUAGCUAAGUGAAGGCAUUUUUGCUGCCUGUUCACCUUUUAAAUGCAUCUGCCAUCAGUGACAGGAAUCUCUCUGAGGUCAAAUACUUACAAUUCUACUUUACCAUGUGCUUUUUAAAUUCAGUGCCAGCAAUUCUACUUUCAUUUAAGUGACCCCUCUCUGUAAUGGGGAACAAAACCAGAGCUCAAAAUCGAUGGAUAUGAUUUUACGGCAUAAUGAAGAUGGUGGAGGUGUGCGAUUAGCCAGCCCCCACACUGUCAGAUUUGAAACUGAGUUGCACCUCAGUCCAUAGAUUAGCAUGCGUCUACUCACUAGUGUGUAGAGGCCUUCACUGUAACCAGAGAUAACAAAGAUAAUGCAGGCACCAGCAGGAUUCCAGCAGAAAAAAAAGAAUGGUGCACACUACAGAUGGGCACAUUUUUUGGUAAUAAACUCAUUCAAAUCACAUCCUUAGCCAAGCAAAGGAAAUAAAAGACCAGCCAUGCUUUGAUGGAGCUUGGCCUCCAUUUUAAUACAUACUCUCCGGCAAUUAGCAACGGUUCAGGGCUGUGCCUUCACUAAUUAUAAAACAUACCCUUACUGAAGCUGAUCCACUGUGACAAACAGCUCUGUGUUUGGAGUUGGAGAAAUGGCUCUUGGAAAUCGCAAGACAUUGUUACUGUUUUUUCUCAUGAACUUUUCUUACUUUGUUUCUGUUCUUUGGGGUAAGGGAAUUGUUGAAUGGAACUUCUGAAUGGUUAGAUUUAUCUCUCCAGAAAAACAUAAAAUCAGCACUAUGAAUUUGUGACACUUGAAUCCAAAUAAAAAAGGUUUUGGUG